CUAUCUUACAAAGUAGGCAUUGCUUGGAGAAAAAUAUAAUGCUUGAAUUUUUUAAGCCAUUACUUGGCAUGGGAUUAAUUACUGCUCCUGAUACUAUAAUGGGUGUCAAGCUGGAUUGGGGAAAAAGUGAUCAAUUUACAAAAGCAUUUUUGAGAAUCAAAGAAAUUGUUAAAUACAGACUGCAAAAUCCGUUUCUAUUGUCUGAUAUUAUAUUUAAUUUUACUGCUUUGGGACGCGAACAGCGAAAUCAUCUGAAAACCUUUCAUUCUUUCAUUGAUGAGAUUACAUAACAACAAAUACGUGAAAUAAAUAAAUUGGAUGCAACGAAAACUAAUAGUAAUACAUUUCGAAAAAUCUUUUGCGAUAAUGUAAUGAAAGAAUUAUGUCAAAGAAGAUUCACUCAAAAGACUAUUCGUGAUAACAUAAUUACAAUAAUAUUUGCGGCCAUUGAUACGACCAGUAUGACAUUAUAUUUCGUGAUCUUUAUAUUAUCAAAUUUUCCAGAAAUACAAAAUAAACUCUAUAAAGAAUUAUUAAAAAUUUAUGGUACGGAAAAUUUAAAAUCAGCACCAAUUAAAUAUGAGGAUUUACAAUAUAUGAGUUAUUUGGAAUGUGUCAUCAAAGAAACUAUGACAAUUUUUCCUACUGUACCUAUAACUGGACGGAAGACAACAAAAGAUGUAAAGAUGGGAGAAUUUAUUUUACCAAAAGGCGCUAAUAUCAUCAUAAAUUCAAUGUUGAUGCAUCGCAAUAAAAAUUAUUGGCCGAAUCCAUGGAAGUUUGAUCCAGACAGAUUUCUUCCAGACAAAAUGAAUAAUCAUUCAUAUUAUUACCUUCCUUUUAGUGAUGGGCCUAGAAAUUGUAUUG
This is a messenger RNA of Wasmannia auropunctata (little fire ant), 867 nucleotides long. Its product is annotated as cytochrome P450 4V2-like. The transcript is spliced from 8 exons. Lineage: Eukaryota; Metazoa; Arthropoda; Insecta; Hymenoptera; Formicidae. The annotation marks the transcript as partial. Gene Ontology annotation, molecular function: iron ion binding; heme binding; monooxygenase activity. The record is from RefSeq and is a predicted model, not a curated record.